This is a messenger RNA of Mytilinidion resinicola, 1857 nucleotides long. RefSeq lists its product as uncharacterized. The coding region runs from base 1 to 1857 and encodes 618 amino acids. The transcript is spliced from 3 exons. Lineage: Eukaryota; Fungi; Ascomycota; Dothideomycetes; Mytilinidiales; Mytilinidiaceae. Gene Ontology annotation, molecular function: transcription coactivator activity. Gene Ontology annotation, cellular component: SAGA complex. The record is from RefSeq and is a predicted model, not a curated record. Gene Ontology annotation, biological process: regulation of transcription by RNA polymerase II.
AUGCCGCCGCCAGUCAGCAGUAAGGGCAAGGCGAAGAGCCAGUCGCGCGACGUCCGGACCUCGCGGAGUCGCAACACCACCCCAAUCCCUCCCGGCAAUGUCCAGAACACCGUUGAGCCCACCCCGUCCUCGUCCUACCUCCGAAACCCCAUGGCCACUCUUUCUGCGCCCCUAGAGGUGACGCUCGAGGACAUCCUAGGCGGAGGCAGCCCCUCAAACCUCCCCUCUGUGGCCGCCCUCAAGCAAAUGCAAGAGACCAUACAAACCAAAGUCCUCCAGCAUAUAUCGAAGCGAGGCGCAAUAUCAGACCGUCUUUUGCGUGAAGUCUCAAAGAGGCGGAGUCUACGCGACCAGCAAGACCGCGAGAGAGAACGGGAGAAAGCGGAGAGGGAGGUUGAGGAAAAGAAGCACAAGCUCAAGAAGGUGUCGAAGAAGAGGGAUCCCGAAGACCGCCCGUUAGCUGUUGGCGCGCAUCAUGUCGCAAGGCAGGAUGGAGUGGAUUUACACAAAGAUACUUCAUCAACUAUAUCCUCCCCCAUUUCGCAAGCACCGCCUUCUGCUUCUGGCACCGGCCCAGUAGAUGCUCCUUCUCCAAGCCUUUCAGACACCUCUCAUCAACCGGCACCUGCUCCGGCCAUUCCGCAAUACCAAACAUUUGGCCCUGACCCGUCCACCUUUGACGACCCAACAAUCUACCACAUUCGAGACACGACGGAUGAUAUGACCGAAGCUGAGAAAAGGGAGAUUUAUUGUGUGGCUGAUUAUCCUGCCAGUGAUCUUCAUGAUCAGACUCCUGGAACACCGCCAGAUAAGGAUUUUAGUAAUGCAAAACCUUCCUCGCAGGUUACCGCGACCCAGUUUGCAAAUUAUGUCGAGCCGUUCAUUCGGCCACUAAUAGAAGAAGACGUCGCAUUUUUAAGAGAGCGUGGCGAUCGUGUACAACCAUUUAUAAUGCCUCGGCGAGGCCUAAGACCCUACAAAGAAGUUUGGGCCGAAGAGGAUGGUGCGAUGGUAUUAGAGAAUAAUCUCGACCGUCUUCCCCCGAACGAGCCUCGCGGCAGCAUAGAAAACAUGACCGACGAGCUCGCAGAAACAGACGAGUUAUCCGCGGGGCCUCUUCUUGCCCGCCUCAUGGCCACACUCCGCCCCGAAGGUCGCAUCAGCACCGCGACCAACGGCGACGCAAACGGCGACAGCAUGGACAUUGACGAAUCCGCCACCGCCGACCCCACCCGCCUCGCCUCCGCAACCCAAAUGGCCGAAUCGCUCCAGGCAGGCUGGAAGGCGCCGCCCGCCGUGGGCAAACUUGACUUCGUCUCCCUCGAAGACCGCGCCCUCACCGAGCUGCGCCACAUCGGCUUCCUCGGCGACCAAGACCAGGCCGACUACAACGGCCACUUCGACGACGAGGUCGCGGCCCGCCUGCGCUACCUGCAGGACCAGCUGCGCCGGCAGUCGAUCAUCAACGGCGCCCGCAAGGCGCGCAUCCUGGAGCUCACCGAGGAGCGCAUGGCGCAGCAGGAGUACAACACCAUCGCCGACGACCUGGACAACCAGCUCAAUGCGGCGUACCUCAAGCGCAACAGGAACAUCGGCAAGGGGAAGAAGAACGCGAAGAGGCCCGGCGGGCCGGGCGGUGGGUCGCACCCUGUUAAUGCGGCGGCGGGCGUCACGCGGCCGAGUGUGGGCGAACCGAUUCGCACGCUGAUGGAGCGGAAGAGCCAGUGGAAUCAUACGAUUGGGCCGGUUGUGGAUUAUGGGAAGACGGGGCUGCCGAAGGGGAGUGUGUUUGAGCCGGACGUGAUGCGGCGGUUGGAGGAUCGGGAGCAGGAGAUGUGGAAUGAGGUUGAGGAUUGA